This is a messenger RNA of Oldenlandia corymbosa var. corymbosa, 1083 nucleotides long. Lineage: Eukaryota; Viridiplantae; Streptophyta; Magnoliopsida; Gentianales; Rubiaceae. The record is from the annotation of a GenBank genome assembly.
AUGACGAGGUCUAAGAGUUCCUAUGGUGAAUUAGCUAAGGAAUUAUCACUACCCGUUGAUGAAUUGAUCGUCCGAUUGGAAACCCUAGAAGAGCGAUUCCGGGAUCUCGAUGCCAAGAUCGAAUCAAAGGCUACGGAGUAUGACGCCAAGGUGGCGGAGUUUCGCAGCGGUUUCACGGAAAAUGAGACAAGGUUUCGACAUGAUCUGGAGAAGAAAUUGCUGGAGUUGAUUAAGAUUUCGAAAAAUCGCAAUCAAGAGAAGGCUCCAAUUAUUGAAUCGAUUCCACCGGCAACCAGUGGACAAGAGGCCGCCGCUUAUUCCGAUCAAUCCGGAUCCGUCAAAGGCUCCACUCAAAUCAUCGUCAGAGAAAGGAGUUUUAACUCCAGUGGUCAAUUCAAUUCCGGUGAGGAGAGAUUUUGUCCGACAACAGCCAUUCAUGUCAACACUGUGCGUGAGGGGAGAGAAACAGGGCCACGUGCCAAUGAGUUGUUACUUGGAGGCAACAACCCCGAGGAGUGGCUGAGGAAAUGCCGGAAGUAUUUCUUGCUUCAUCGAAUUUCAGAAGCCGAAAAAGUGGAAGCCGUGGAACUCUUCCUUGACGGCAAGGCCGACACUUGGUUUCAAGGAAUCAAGUCCAUUCACGCUGUUUUUAAUAUUGCUUUGUAUCAAGAGCAAAAUUUACCUGUUUUGUCUAAGAUCAAUUGGAAGGAUUUAGGGCAGAACUGUUUUGAUUUUGUGGCUAGUAGUGUUCCUGAGAGUACUUUACAUCCUGCCAGUAGUGGUGAUAAGGGAAAUAGAGGAUCAGGAAUGCAGGUUGAGGGAAGUGUAAGUUCUGUUCAAGGAAAUGGAACUUGUACUAGUAAUGUGAAUCACCAAGUUGGCGUCAGUAAUCAAUCAAACAAGGAAAAUAACAAUCCAAAUGGUGCUGUGAAUGGCAUUAUCAAGUUUAAUGGUCAUAAGAAUCCUAGAAAUCGAUAUAUGAAGAAGUUGGUUCCGCAGAAAUUCAAUAUAGGACCAACCAUGGAUUGUGUUACAGAUGUGGAGAACUCUACAAACCAAGUCAUAAUCAGAACUGCAAGAUGA